AUGGAAUCCCAUCACAGCAGCAUGAAUAGCCCUUUUAUUGACCCAUCAUCAAUGCAACAACAUCACCUUCCUAUCUCCGAUGCAAUGAUGUAUGCAACUCCACCGCACCCUGCAACAGCGUACUUGUCGCCAAUAAGCAGUAAUGGUCGUGGCAGUAACAUCACUUACUCUGCUGGUGGUGGUGGAGCCUUAUAUCCCGAAAUGUCCGGCACAGCGACUUCGACACCGCUUACUCCAACAGUGUCACCCACUCAUUACGAUACAAUGCAACAACAACAGCAGCAGCUCAUUAAUUCAGCACGCAAGUAUUCGGUUGAUGUUGGACCUUUUGGAUACAUGAGCCAUCCACGUCAACAGCAAUUUUGGAUGAUGCAGCAAGAUGAGUUAAUGCGUCGCAGCUCCACAGCAACCAACAUUUCACUUGAUGAACAAGGAACUUUAUCGCAUCAUAGUGUACCAACACCGCCUUCAGAUUACACAAGUAGUGGUGACAUCCUUCAACAACAACAACAUCAACAACAACAACAACUUGCCAUGAUGCCACCACCACCCUCCUCCUCUGUAUCAGGUGAUGGUAGCAAAAAGAGGCAUGUUAAAAUGACACCACCAGCUGCAAAAAGCACCGAUCGCCCCAAUGUGCAACAUAAGCAUGUAUGCAAGUAUGCAUUUUGUGGAUGGAGUUUCAAACGUUAUGAGCACUUGAAACGGCACAUGUUGGUGCAUACAGGAGAAAGACCAUACCAAUGUCGAUUUCCUGGAUGUGGCAAGAGCUUUAGCCGAUCCGACAACUUUCAUGCGCAUUGCCGAACGCACACCAAAAAGGCCAUGCAACAACAACAGCAACAGCAACAAGCACUUGGUAACACAGGAAAUCAAAAAACGGCGACAGCUGUCAAUGGGCCCGGUGAUGAUCAUAAUGGGAUGGCUACUGUGUCACAUGCUUUAUCAACGCGAACGGACGACUUACCAAAUGGAUCAGCAGCCUUUUUUGAGCAACGUGGUGAUGCCGCUACCCCAUUGUAUGAGCAACACGCUAAUUCUAUUAUCGAUCCCAAGUCAUCAUUCCAGCCGCAUAAUGCCGCUGUUGUGCCGCAACCCACAAUGACGCUAAAUCAUGAAACCGGUUUCCACCACCAACAUCAACCAGUAAUGGAAACAACUCCUUUGUCGUCAUCUGCAGGAUCUCCUUUUACAACUUUUUCAAGCAGCAACAUUACUACUACUACACCAGGCAUGUUACUUCAUCCAUUUCCUUUUGACAUGAGUACAAGGCUAUCAGCACAACAACAGCAACAACCACCACCCAUCCAACUCAAAUCACACAUGUGCCCUGUGCCACAAUGCCAACGAAGAUUUAAGCGUCUGGAACACCUAAAGCGACAUAUGCGUAUUCAUACUUUGGAACGUCCCUUUCCAUGCACGUUCCCCAACUGCAACAAGGCCUUUUCCCGUUCCGAUAACUUGUCGCAACACAUGAAGACUCACCAACGACACGAAGACCGACGCAAACGUCAGCUACAGCAACAGCAACAACAACAGCAGCAGCAUGAAUUAGUCGGCACUAUUCAUGCACCAGGGGUUGAUAACAGCGACAUGGGUUGGAGAAACCCCAACAAUGAUAACGUUAUCGCCACCACCACUACUACUACGAUCACCCAUCAUCAUCCAGCCAUAACGACAACGGCUGCAACUACCAAUACAGCAUCCGUAGGAUGUUGA
Lichtheimia ornata is the source of this 1719-nucleotide messenger RNA. RefSeq lists its product as uncharacterized. Gene Ontology annotation, cellular component: Ste12p-Dig1p-Dig2p complex; nucleus; Tec1p-Ste12p-Dig1p complex. The record is from RefSeq and is a predicted model, not a curated record. The transcript has 2 exons. Bases 1 to 1719 code for a protein of 572 amino acids. Gene Ontology annotation, biological process: sexual reproduction. Gene Ontology annotation, molecular function: DNA-binding transcription factor activity. NCBI's taxonomy places the organism in Eukaryota, Fungi, Mucoromycota, Mucoromycetes, Mucorales, Lichtheimiaceae.